UUGAACAUCUCCUUCCCUCUUUCUCUACUUUUCCAUUCUUUUAAUAUUCAGUCUCUUUUCCUCUGCAAGUUUAUUUUAAUAGUUGCGUGAAGCAAAAUCUUGGAAUUUUGGUGUUUUUGUGUUACUCAAAGAUCUGAGUUUUGAGUAAAAUUCCAGUUUUCUCUUUCGGUUUUUCUCGGAAAAUGGGGAAGAAAGAUCAGUGGACGGAAGAGAAAAUGAACCAAAGAGUUCAAUCCGUUCUUCAACUCGUUAAGAAACAGUCACCAUUAACACCCAAACAUGAGAAUUUUUGCAGUAAUGCUUGCGUCGAGAGAUUUCUAAGAGCAAAAGGUGAUAAUGUGAAGAAGGCUGCUAAGCAUUUACGAGCUUGCCUUGCUUGGAGAGAGAAUGUUGGCACUGAAAAUUUGAUAGCAGAUGAGUUCUCAACUGAGAUAGCUGAGGGAGUUGCUUAUAUUGCUGGUCAUGAUGAAGAGUCCAGGCCUGUCAUGGUAUUGAGGAUGAAACAAGAUUAUCCAAAGUUCCACUCACCUAAACAGUUUACUCGUCUUCUGGUUUUUACAUUGGAGGUUGCAAUAUCAACCAUGUCCAAGAACAUCGAAAUGUUCGUUCUACUCUUCGAUGCAAGCUUUUUCAGAUCAGCAUCUGCUUUCAUGAACUUGUUGCUGGCAGCAUUGAGAAUUGUGGGCGAGUACUACCCAGGACGACUUCACAAGGCCUUUGUCAUCGACCCCCCUUCAUUGUUUUCUUAUCUUUGGAAGGGUGUUCGUCCGUUUUUGGAAUUAUCAACGGCUACGAUGGUGGUUUCAUCGCUAGACUACGAAGAAUCACUAGAAUUCAAUGGCUUCACAUCAUACCCGAGAGAGUCAUCGCUCCGAUUUGACCCAUCGUCGAUCAAAUCGACGGCCGAGAUCGGCUCGUGCUCAUCGUCCCGUUUCUCCUUCACCGUAUCGCAUCAUUUCGACUCUCUUAAACCAUGGUAUCUCACCCUGACGACCGACACGUCAUCAUCCAAAGUCGGACCCACCGCCAGCCCCUCCCCUCUCGGCCCGGCCUUAAUCUCGCCACUCAACGCGCGGUCGCUCUCGUUCGCAUCAUCGGCCGCCGGGACGCCGAGCGGCAACAUCAGCAUGAGGAAGAGCUUGUUCCCGUCUACCCCUCUACCGCAACGCAGCAAAGGCUUCGAGUCCGUCAAGGUCAACCACCCGCGGACACCACGGCCGUCGUUCCUCCAAUCGCCGGCGAUGUUUUUCCGGAGAGACGGACACGUCAGCACGAAGGCGGAGAAGUCUAGAGAAUCGUUCCUGCCGUAUUUGAGAUUCUACCGGAGGCCGUACGAUGAGAUGAUUUAUCGGUCAAUGAUGCGGCCACCUUUAGGUGGCUUGAUCUCCAUCGUUAAACGUCGCCACAUGUCCGUAUCUCAACGGUUCUAGACCAAAAAAAGGAAUAAAAGAAAAAGGCAAAGAGAAG
Hibiscus syriacus is the source of this 1467-nucleotide messenger RNA. RefSeq names its product SEC14 cytosolic factor-like. The transcript is spliced from 7 exons. NCBI's taxonomy places the organism in Eukaryota, Viridiplantae, Streptophyta, Magnoliopsida, Malvales, Malvaceae. The record is from RefSeq and is a predicted model, not a curated record. Bases 183 to 1430 code for a protein of 415 amino acids.